Molecule: messenger RNA, 408 nt
Organism: Oppiella nova
Lineage: Eukaryota; Metazoa; Arthropoda; Arachnida; Sarcoptiformes; Oppiidae
Source: the annotation of a GenBank genome assembly
GGCGACAGAAUUCUCGAAGUCAAUGGCAUUAACGUCGAGGGCGCCACUCAUAAGCAGGUUGUGGAUCUAAUUAAGAGCGGAGGAGACAAACUCACACUAACCGUCAUUUCGGUGACUCCAAGAGAAGCUGAGAAGUUGGAGCCGAACGACGAGACGUCCACUUAUUCCUACUUGGAUUACAGCGAGAAGAGAUCGCUUCCCAUAUCUAUUCCCGACUAUAACUACAUCGAGAGGAAUGCCGACAAAUACGUUGUGUUCAACAUAUAUAUGGCGGGCCGUCAUCUAUGUUCCCGAAGAUAUAAAGAAUACGUUAAUCUCAAUACUAAUCUAAAGAAAGAGUUCCCGGACUUCCAGUUCCCAAAACUUCCGGGAAAGUGGCCCUUCUCUCUGUCUGACCAACAGCUGGAC